This is a messenger RNA of Anguilla anguilla (European eel), 3779 nucleotides long. Its product is annotated as drebrin-like. Gene Ontology annotation, cellular component: postsynaptic density; lamellipodium; plasma membrane. Gene Ontology annotation, molecular function: actin filament binding. Gene Ontology annotation, biological process: regulation of actin filament polymerization; postsynaptic actin cytoskeleton organization; positive regulation of dendritic spine morphogenesis. Lineage: Eukaryota; Metazoa; Chordata; Actinopteri; Anguilliformes; Anguillidae. The record is from RefSeq and is a predicted model, not a curated record. The transcript is spliced from 16 exons. The coding region runs from base 226 to 2469 and encodes 747 amino acids.
GAGGCUCUUUCAAAACUUUCUUCAAGUGUGCAGCAGUGCACCUUCAGACUUAGCACUGCUCCCUUGGAGGGAUAUUACACUGAAACUGAACACCAUCGCUUUAAGUUCGCUAUAUAAACAUAAGCUAUCAUUUUUACCUGAAAGCGUGUGCGUUAUUCUUUGCAGGUAUAGACAGACACAGGAGGACACAAACUGGACUGAAGUAAAAACAACUGGAAAGUCGAAAUGAAAGCAAUUAAUCUGGACACCUACAGCCUGUCACUGCUCACAGCGAAAGAGGACAUUCUAAAUCCCCGGUCAUCAACCAACUGGGCCCUGUUUACAUAUGUUGGCAUCACCAACAACCUCAAACUGUCUGACUCGGGAGUGGGUGGUGUGAGUGAACUGGCAGGAAAGUUCCAUGUGAUGCGGCCUCUGUAUGGGCUGUGUCGGGUGGGGAUGGAUGGGCAGGGACCAUCCCGUAUUGUGAUGAUAAUCUGGGUGGGUGAGGGGGUGGAUGAAUAUCGCAGAGCGGAAUGCGCCAGUCAUGUGCCUGCAGUCAAGACUUUCUUCAAGGAGGCUCAUGUUUUCGUAAAUGCCAGCAGACCAGAGCAAGUGACUGAAGAACAAAUCAGAGCCAUCAUUGGCAAGCUCAAUGCUCCCAAAGAGAGAGUCCAACGGGGCUCUUUGUCAGUGGUUAAGGAGGAAACUGUGGGGACUAACUAUAAGAGAACAAUUGCUGCUAUGGAGGUUCAAAGGUUCAGCAGAGACUCUUUCUGGGCAUGUGCAGAGAAAGAGGAGGAAGACAGGAAAGAAGAGGAGAGUCGGCGAGCCAUAGAGGAUCGAAGGAGAAGGGAGAGAGAGCGAAUCCAACAGGAACGCAGAGAGGCAGAGGAGAGGGAAAGGAAGAUGAAUGAGAAAGAACAGAUGAUACAGAAGCAGAGGAAACUACAAGCCGAGAUUGAGGCAGAGGCACGGAGACAGGAGAAAUUAAAAUGGGAGCAGCAGCAGAGAGAGCAUGAGGAGAAGAUGAGGGCUCGUUUCCGUCACAGUGAAUCUAUUGAGAAGGCAGCAGAGGCAGCAGUACUGGUCUCACAGCGCUCCAUAAAUCCACGGGAGUUUUUCAGGCAACUGUCAUCCUCCUCCUCUCACACCCCUUCAAACCCGAGCUCUCCCCGUGCAGUCAGACCUCCAUUCCGCCGUUAUCAGCGCAGCUUGACUGACACAGCAUUUAUCUUUGGGAGGUCAGGCUCUUCCACUCCCUCCUCCCCUCGCAGUCCCACAGUGGUUUAUCCCUUCAGCCGUACCCCCACCUCCCCCUACCACGGAUCUCUGUCUCCUCCCAGCCCAGAAUGCUCUGAUCCAACUUUCCGGCCAAUCACUCUGCCCCACCAGCCCCACGCCCCCCUCGUGAUGCCUUCCACUUCACCUCAGCGGCCCGCCCCUACCUCCCCGCUACCCAGCCUGCCUCCUUCCAGGCCCCUCCCACCCCUCUCACCCCAAUGUCAGCCCCUCUCUUUGCCCCAUGGUACAAGCAUCCCGCAGCCCCAUAUCUUGGUCCCUCCCUCCCCCAUCCCUCCUGCUCCUCCUGCCUCCCCAGGUCCCCUCCCCAGCUUUUCUCAAUCCCAGUCGUCCUCCCUGCCUUCCCCUUGCCCCCUGGAUUCUCCUCCCCCUGUAGAAGCUCCCACCAGGCCCCUCCCUGAGAUCACGAAGGUUACCUCUCUGCAGUGCCUUUCACAGACUGAAGGACAUGAGCCUCCCUCCCAGAUACAGAGUGACUCAGAGGUGCAGGCCCCAGUGGUGGAAGAGAAGAAAUGGGAUGAUGAAGAGACUGGAGCUCCAGAGAAGGAAGUGCCAAGUUUGCAGGCUAGUGAGACUGCUACUGCUUUAGCAGGGAGAGAGAGCUCACCUGUAGUGGAUUUCCAGCCCUCCAACGUGACUGUGGAGGAAACAGUACCUGUGCUGGACUCCGCUUCCUCAGGGGAGGAAGACCUAGAAUCAGAGGCUGUGCCUGAAGGAGAACCAUCAGCAGAUGAUGGAGAUGAGAAUGAGGAAGAAGAAGAGGAAGAGGGGACAGUCCAGCCUGCCUCAUUACAGGAGCCAAUCCUAACUGGAGAAGCUGAUGAAGGGGUGGAGCUUCAGACUGUCUGCCACCCAUACCAGGAAUCUUGUGAAACAGGUGAGGUUGUAGAUGAUGGGAAUAUACCACAGUCCCCACCUCAGGAGCUGUCCUCACUGACAGCCAAUGGAAUGAGUGCUGAACCAAGGGGGAGGGAUGAAAAUGAUGAAAAUGGAGUUUCUUUGGAAUCACGUGGUACAGGGGGAAACCUCAGUCUCUCUGAACUGGAUGAUGACUCUGGGCUGAGCCCUUCCACCAAAAGGCAUGCUGGAAUGGAGGAGGUCAUCACAGAAAAACAGGGGGAAGUAAAAGCAGAAAAUGGAGAAGAGUUACACAAGUGCUUGGACACAGAUGGUCAACUGCAUGUGUAAGAGCACUGUAUAACUACCAAGCAGAACGUGAAUCAGAGCUGUCCCUGGUGCCUGGAUACAUCAUCAGUGUGGUGGAAACUGUGGACAAGGCCUGGUGGAGGGGUUGCAACAAAGAUGGUCACCAGGGACUCUUUCCUGCCAACUAUGUGGAGACCAUCUAGGGAGGAAACAAGCUACCAAAUUACUGACAGGAAGACAUACCAGGAAGAUGCUCAAAUAAGUGCUUACACAUUUGAUCCCCCAGGGACUGGAACCAUGCAACAAAUUGACAACCGUGGGUGUACACGGCACCGGGGAUCAGCCACCAGGGCUUGAGAUUAACACCUGCCAAAUGCGGGCAGAAAUACUUAAUUAAAUACAUAUUUUCUCUCUCUCUUCUAUCUCUCAUAUGAUGGGUUCUGUUAAAAUAAAUUUACAUCUCUUGCUGGUGAAAAUGCUGAGUGGCUAGUGAAAACCACUCACCACAGUGGCUGAACCAAAAAGUUAAUGUCAAGCCCUGGUAGCCGCAGAUGGCUUCAACCACAUUUAACUGUAUCUCAUGGAAAUAAUCUCAAAAUAAUCCGCUAAUGAAAAACAGUUAACAGGUAUCUAGAGGAAAAAAAAUAAAAAGAAUAACAUGUGCUCCCGUGUUAAAGAAGAUAAUCUAAAAUUGUGAGAGUGUUGCAACAACAGAGUAUAGAUUGCAAUUCAAUGUGAUUACAGUAGGUCAUUAAAGAAGGUGUGGUUUCUGUAAAUAAAAGGAUUAGAACACCCGUCCGGUACAAAAAGACAUUUCAUUGCACUUCUGACUGUAUUUGCAUUACGUAACAACAUCACCUGGCUGUCUGCUGUAAUGAAGGUUUGUUUCACCUCUUGUAGAUGUAUUGCUGUGUCAGGGUGAGCGUUUGGAUUUUAUGUCGUUUGUCAAGCAUGCUAUUGCACUGAAAGCUGUGUGUCCUGCGAUGGAGUAAUUGCAAAUGUAAUUGGACCCAAUCAAUCAGACAAUACCUGUUUCUUGCUGUUUGAAUACCUACUAGCAGUUUGUCAAUUAAUCUAUUAUGCCUGAAUCUGUUUAGCCCCUUUACCAAGGUUUGUGAGUUGUUGUGACGUGGAAAACCUGCUUAGCCUCAGUCACAGUCCUCCGGGCCUGGCACACUGAAGCCCUGUUCUAAUUCACUCCCCAUUUGAAACCUGAAACUGUAUUACUAUAUGCCGUGUGUCUUAAAUUUCUUGUUGUGUGUGUUUGUGCUUUAACAAGUUUUUCCAGUCUGCAACCCAGUUUCACUCCCAUUGCAACUGCUAUCAUUAUGGAAUUAAAUCUGUUCAAAGCA